This is a messenger RNA of Geosmithia morbida, 3369 nucleotides long. Its product is annotated as Sorting nexin C terminal. Gene Ontology annotation, cellular component: intracellular membrane-bounded organelle. Gene Ontology annotation, molecular function: phosphatidylinositol binding. The record is from RefSeq and is a predicted model, not a curated record. Bases 1 to 3369 code for a protein of 1122 amino acids. The transcript has a single exon. Lineage: Eukaryota; Fungi; Ascomycota; Sordariomycetes; Hypocreales; Bionectriaceae.
AUGACUUCGACACGGGUUGCCAGUGGCACGCUGGCUCCCAGCGCCCUCCCAGGAUCACUGCGGGAUGCUCGGACUCCCUUGGACGGCACCAAGGACGCACAGCCCCCGCAGCCCCUCCAGAACGGCGAUUCCGAGGAUGGAGGCGACGACCGAGACGCUGCUGCCCCGGGCACCUCGAUCCCGGUAUUCGCCAAGUCGAGCGACGACGGCAUACCACCCGUCGCCGCAGGAGAUCUCCAGUCCGUCCUCCUGGCCAAGCUGCUGGACUUUGCCUCGACAGCGACCCCCGGCACGCUCGGUGCCAUAGCCGUGGGUCUGUCGACUGUGCUGUACCUUCUGUUGGGUCCGCUGGCUCUGCUGUUUGUCGGUGCGUUCGGCGGCGCCCUCGGCUUCGUCGCCUGGGAAGCUAGCCACCCCGAAGUGGCUCGCAUCGUCAGGGGCGAAAGGGGGCUGGACGUUCUAGAGAGGCUUCGUCUCGGCGCCGCCGACGCCGAGCCCGGCAAGGAGAGCAGCCCUGGGGAGGAUGAGCAGACGGUCCUGAGGGGCCUGGACGAGCUCCGGCCCGAGACUCGCGAGGCCCUGGGAAGCCUCCUCGACGCCAUCAUCCGCGACUACGUCAAGUCGUGGUACAGCCCCAUGAUACCGACCGACCACUCGUUUCCGCUCACCUGCCGCAAGAUACUCACGUCCUACUUCCUCUCCAUCUCCAACCACCUCUACCGCAAGCGACCGGCCGAUUCCUUCCUCGACCUCCUGACCAACUCGUCAUCCAUGAUCAUCGUCUUCAUGUCGGAGCUGGCCUCUGCCUUCGCCGACGUUGGCCCCGAUUCCGACAUAUCAGCCGUCGAGGUCAUAUGCAACUACCGUGCCUCGCACCCCGACUGCCACCUCAACAACCUGCUGAACCAGCACCAGCAGAGUGUCAAGCUCAGGAUGGUCAGCGAGGAUCUCCUACGGUUCCUGGACCGCAACCCCAACAGCGGCGACCCGGCCUGGGUGUUCCUGCGUGAAAUCCUCGCCAACUUUGUUCUCGAGGGGGCCCUGCAGACCUGCAGCAAGGCCGACUGGAUCAACAGCUGGAUCAUCUACCUCUUGGAGGCUGGCGAACCUGACCUGAACCAGGCCAUCGACGUGGGGAUGCAGACCGGUCGCGACGUGGCCGCGGCAUCCAACGCGGCAGCCAGCAACAAGGACAAUGCCAGCGACAACAACGUCUUCAUCGACAUCGAUGGCAACGUCGGCAACAUCGGCAUCGCCAAGCCUGACCGGUCGGGGUCAGAUGCUCGGGCCAAGGCUGCGCUGAGCCACAAGAAGAAGCUCAGCAAGGCUGACGAAGAGAUGGAGGUGGCCGUCGAGGAGAUGAAGAAGCUCAACGCCAUGAUUGCCCGGGACGAGGAGAGGAGACGCGAACGCGCCUCGACCAUCCGCAAAUCCACUGAUCAGCAAGCGGGACCGCGAUCUUUGCACGGCAGCCUGGAAGGCCUCGGCAAGUCGGUCCCCCCCGGCGAGCCCUCGCCAACAUCGCAGCUCCCCGCAGCCAAGGCCUCCCCGCCCGGCAGCUCCACCGACGGUGUCUCGACGACGAGCGAGGCUAUCCCGACGCCCCACACACCGCGCUCGGUCAACGAGACGACCAGCCAGGGUUCCUCGCCGCGUCGCUCUGGCGGCACCCAGUUCACCAGCUUCGACCAGAUACAGGCGCCACCGGGCCACGGGGAGAGCAGCGGAGAUGGGCAGGCGAAGAAGCCGCCGCUGACGCUGCACAAUGCAUCCUUUACGCUCCACGACGACAACGUUGACAAGUCGAGGAUCCGCAGCAAGCCCAACUGGGAUUACCUGAUCCAGGUGGAGCCGAGCUCGGCCAUGUACCCCGGAUGGAUGAUCGUGAGGCGAUACUCGGACUUUGAGACGCUCCACGAGAUCCUGCGGCGAAUCGCGGCCGUGUCCAGCGCCACAGCGUUUACGGAGCUGCACAAGGAGCUCCCGGCGUGGAAGGUGCACACGAGGGAGUCCCUGCGAGGCGAGCUCGAGCGAUACCUGCGCGAUGCAUGCUGGUAUCUGGCCCUCGCGGAGAGCGAAGGCUUGAAGCGUUUCCUGGAGAAGUCGCAGGGCCACACGCACGGAGACUCCAAGUCGUUCGGCUGGGACACGGUCGGCAAGAACAUGCUCGACGUCCUCACGACGGCGCCCAAGGGUGCCGUGGAAGGCGGCAGGACGCUCGUAGGAGGUGUCCAGGGCGUCUUCGGAAACUUCCCAGGCCUGGCCAAGAGGCCGACCGGCUCGUCGGUGGACCUCAACGCCGCCCCCCCGAGCAGCCGGCUGUCCAUCUCCACGCCGCCCCGCAUGGAGUCCAAGUCGCCGGUGCGCUCGGACCGCGCAAGCAUCGACAGCCAGAGGUCGUCGGUGGUGUCUCAGCAGCCAGGCAAGAUGAUGCCCAUGGAGCAGCGCACGAGCUACCAGUCGCAGCAGGGCGAUGCUGAGGGCGAGUACUUCCGGGUGGGCCGCACAGAACGUCUAGACUCGUCGGCGUCCGGGCCCGGCAGCGCCCGUCCGAGCAGGGAACAUAGCCGGACGUCCAGCCUCGCGGCGCUGCGCUCCCCCUCGUCGGUCAGCCUGGAAAACGUCAAGCUCCCGCCGCCGCCGGACGAGAUCACCGAGGACUACGACUUCUUCCGGACGGAUACGCUGCACAAGAGGACCGGCAGCCUUGCGACCAACCCGGAAAACGGCCAGCAGACGGUGGCGGGCGCAGCGGCGACGGCUGCAGCGACGGGACCCAACGUCACGGCCGCCGCCACGGCCGCCGCCGCAUCACCGGUGGCACCGGCCGCCGCCGCCAAGAAGCCGGCCGUCAAGCCAGCCCGGCAGUUUACGCAGCUGUCGGAGCCCGAGACGCGCGUGGCGGUGGAGCUCCUCUUCGCCGUCAUCAACGAGAUGUACACGCUCUCGUCGGCGUGGAACAUCCGACGCACGCUCCUGACGGCAGCCAAGUCGUUCCUCCUGCGGCCGGGCAACCCGUCGCUCCUGACGGUGCAGAAUCUGAUCCAGGAGUCGGUGCUGGACACGUACACGUCGGACGCCGGCAUAGCGGCGCAGCUGCGCAGGCUGCUCAAGAGCACCAUGCCGACGGACGAGGAGCGCGCAUCGUGGCCGUCGGACAUGACGGAGGAGGAGAGGGAUAAGCUCCGCCUCAAGGCGAGGGGGCUGCUCAUCCGGAGCGGCGUGCCGGCGGCGCUCAUGGGCGUCAUGGGCCAGGCUGCCACCAGCGAGGCUCUGGGGAGGGUAUUUGACUGUCUACAGAUUGAGGAGGUUGCACGGGGUCUGAUAUUCGGUCUGGUCCUACAGCUUGUCAGGAUUGUGACUCAUUAA